AUGCAAUUUUUCUUGAAACUACCAUCAGACUCUGAACUUGAUAGCUAUCUUCAGAAAGAGCCCAGAAGCGAGGACUGGACUGACAGUGGCCACUCUGAUAGUAGUCCUCAUUUGACUCUGUCUGAUAAUAUUAUGCUGGAUCAAGAAUUCUGGACCAACAAUCCUGCUUGUCAACUUCUUAGGCAGCAUGUUCUUACUCAGUCUGAGCCAAAACCAGUGGCCACACAAGAGGAGGUACUACGAGAUUGGAUUGAUGAUAUCUUCCUUGAAUUUGAACAAUACAUAGUGCCCUUGAAGACUCUUUCCAGUGAUGACAGCAUCACAGAGCCGGAAUUGGAUGAACCCAUACAACAUAUAGUGCCCUUGAAGACUCUUCCCAGCGAUGACAGCAUCACAGAGCCAGAAUUGGACAAUCACGAACAACAUACAGUGGUAUUACCAACACCUAAACCUAUUAUUCCGAAGCUUGAUCGGAAGUGGUUCAAAACACCAAGUCCACCCCCUCCAGACUCAAUCUAUUGGAAGUACUUCACACAAGACGAAGAGGCACACUUUUAUGAUUGUUCUCAGAUGGACAAGUCCUUUCAGGCUGUGCGGGAGCUUAAACAUCAACUUCAGCUGUCUCUUGAUGAGGAAUUACACAAAUGA
Molecule: messenger RNA, 648 nt
Organism: Suillus plorans
Lineage: Eukaryota; Fungi; Basidiomycota; Agaricomycetes; Boletales; Suillaceae
Exons: 3
Coding region: 1-648 (215 amino acids)
Source: RefSeq, a predicted model, not a curated record